AUGAGACGAUUCAAAGCUGCAACGGAAAUCUGUGAUGCUGUGCUGUUAAACCACAUAGCACCAAGACACACUCGUCAACUCUCAACAGCUGUUCAACGACUAACCUCCAUCACAACCUCGCUCUUAUCUCUCACUACCACUUCUCGAUCCCCAACAUCUGCUAGAGCGACAAGACAGCAGGAAUCAAUUCGUCAUGCCUCAUCUUCCUCUCCCUUAUCCCCAAAACUUCUCAAAACCCCUCUCUACGACCUGCAUAUCGCCAAUGGAGGAAAAAUGGUCCCCUUCGGUGGUUUCUACAUGCCAGUUCAGUACUCCGGACUCUCGGUGAGCGCCUCGCAUCAUUUUACGAGAGAGCAUGCUAGUCUUUUCGAUGUGAGCCAUAUGGUUCAACAUAGAUUCGAGGGGCCGGGGGCAACGGCAUUCUUACAGAGGAUUACACCGGCUAGCAUUGCGAAUUUGGCUUUACAUCAGGGAGGGCUGAGUUGUUUGUUGCAUCCUGGGACCGGGGGGAUUGUGGAUGAUACUAUUAUCACGAGAUUAGGACCGGAGAUCUUUUAUGUGGUUACGAACGCGGGAUGUAGAGAGAAGGAUAUGAAAUAUUUGAGAGAAGAGUUAGAGGGGUUUGUGAAGGAUGGGGGGGAGAGGGUUGGGUGGGAAGUGUUGGAAGGGUGGGGAUUGGUUGCGUUGCAGGGGCCAGAGAGUGAGAGUAUUUUGAAGAAAGUUUUGGCCGAGAAUAUGGAGGGAAGCUUUGAGGAUUUUUUGUUUGGACAGUCGAGAUUUAUGAAAAUAUCUUUGGUUGAUGGAACAAUAUCUGCGGAUUUGUUGGUUAGUAGGGGCGGUUAUACGGGAGAAGACGGAUUUGAAAUAUCAAUACCGGAGCACGAGACGGUCGCUGUUACCGAAGCGUUGUUAAAGAGCGCCGGGGAGAAAAAGCUGCAAUUGGCGGGGUUGGGAGCGAGAGAUAGUUUGAGAUUGGAGGCGGGCAUGUGUUUAUAUGGACAUGAUUUGGAUGAUACGACGACGCCUGUAGAGGCGGGCCUGGGAUGGAUUGUAGGAAAAGAGAGAAGAACAGAAGGGGGCUUUCACGGCGCUGAAGUUAUUCUUAAGCAACUCGCCCCGAAAAGUAAAGGUGGAAGUGGAAUAGAGAGAAGAAGAAUUGGCUUGAUAGUUGAAGGUGCACCAGCUCGGGAAGGCGCGGACAUCGUAAAUGAUAAAGGAGAGAAAAUUGGUAAUAUCACAAGUGGAUGUCCAAGUCCGACGUUGGGUAAGAAUGUGGCGAUGGGUUAUAUUAAGGAUGGGUUUCAUAAGGCGGGUACGGAUGUGAGUGUAGUGGUGAGGGGGAAGGGGAGGAAAGCGACGGUUACUAAGAUGCCUUUUGUGCCGUCGAAGUAUUGGAAGGGACUAAAAGGAACAUCUCCUGCUUGA
This is a messenger RNA of Sclerotinia borealis F-4128, 1425 nucleotides long. The record is from the annotation of a GenBank genome assembly. NCBI's taxonomy places the organism in Eukaryota, Fungi, Ascomycota, Leotiomycetes, Helotiales, Sclerotiniaceae.